This is a messenger RNA of Porites evermanni, 483 nucleotides long. The record is from the annotation of a GenBank genome assembly. NCBI's taxonomy places the organism in Eukaryota, Metazoa, Cnidaria, Anthozoa, Scleractinia, Poritidae.
AUGGGAUGGUCACUUACUCAACGAAAGAGGCUGGCAUUUGAAAACAGUAUUAUCAAAACAUAUUUCCACCGAGACGAAAUAGAAUGGAUUGACCCCAAUGAUGAUACAAAACUCGAAAUCGAUGUAACUUGUAGCAGCGACAGCAAUUACACUCUCAGAAUAUAUCUUCCACCCGAUUUCCCUAACUCGUGUCCUGCCAUGGUCGUUCAUUCAUCUAGUGGUUUACUUAGAAGGAAAAAUGGCACUUUCUUGGAUAGUAUGAGUGGCACAGAUCACACGUUAUCAAGCAAAGAUGGUUACACACAAAUCUGCCACUUCCUUCCUCGCUCGUGGAAAGGUGAUAAAACGUUAUUUGACAUAAUUAUGAAAGGAAGGGCUUGGCUGGAGGCUUAUGAGAUUCAUCUUCAGACUGGAGAUUCCCUCGAUCGGUAUUUACAAGCCGACAGUAGCAUACUUUUAGAUGGAGUCAUCAACCGACUUUAA